Messenger RNA from Candidozyma haemuli, 654 nucleotides. It is a transcript of the gene NAT4, whose product is annotated as Nat4p. Lineage: Eukaryota; Fungi; Ascomycota; Pichiomycetes; Serinales; Metschnikowiaceae. The record is from RefSeq and is a predicted model, not a curated record. The coding region runs from base 1 to 654 and encodes 217 amino acids. Gene Ontology annotation, cellular component: nucleus. Gene Ontology annotation, molecular function: protein N-terminal-serine acetyltransferase activity; histone H4 acetyltransferase activity; histone H2A acetyltransferase activity. The transcript has a single exon.
AUGUCAGAAUUCGAUGAAGAUGACCCCGAAACCAUGAUUCCCUUGGUUGGGCUCAUGGCUGAGUUCUCCAAAGACAUUUUCCCAGAACUGCUUGAUGUCAAUGGUAAAACAAUCCAUAGACACUUGGCAUUUGGCAGAGGACCUCAUAUUGAAGAGACAGUACGGUUGGUGGAUCAAUGCAUGGGCCCGCUUUAUGUUUCUCAUAAGGGCAAGAACUGGAAGAACCAUAAGGCUGACGAGUUGAAGGAGAUUGGGCUUCUUUUUAUAUGGUAUUCAGUUGAAGGGCUGUCUGAAAUGUCUGCGUUGGUGGUGUGCAAGUUGGUCAGCGAACAGACGCUUUACCUUUACGAAAUCCAGGUUCACCCUGAUGUUCAGAAUAACCACUUGGGUUCUAAGCUUAUGGAUGGAUUUCAUAAGUUGGCGAAGAAGCUUGAUGAGACUUCGUUAAACGAUAAUACAGAGUUGGAUGAAACGCUUCGCUGGAACUGCACCACGGAAUAUACUGGCUUGACGGUGUUCCCAGAUAAUGAAAAGGCCCUUCGAUGGUAUAAGAGGUUGGGCUACGACCAUUCUCCAGGAUCUCCUAUAGAUAGAAAAACCCGCCUACGAGUCAUAAAGCCGGACUACUACGAGCUCGAGAGAGAGGUGAACUAA